GACUGCAGGUAAUACUACUAUUACUAUAACUAUCACUCUACUACUAAAUACUAAUACUAUAGCAAAUUAGCAAUGACACAAGUUGUUCCCUUGACAAAACAAGAAUUAGCAUCAAAGCUAGUUCAAGAGAUAGCUAAAAAGGGUGAUGAAAUACCAGAGGAAUACCUCCGCAAAGAUGGUUUCCCUGAAGCCAUUGAUGCCCCUGAUUUGUGGAGAGGUAAGUUGCUCAUUGAUUUUUCCCUCCUCUCUUCUUAUUCAGCAACUGAACUCGCAAAGCUCCGAUCAGCUCUUUCCCAAUGGGGUUGCUUUCAGGUCAUAAAUCAUGGGAUAGAUAUCUCGUUUCUUGAAGAACUGAUAGAAGUUUCCAAGCAAUUCUUUGCACUUCCCUUAGAGGAGAAGCUCAAGUGCUCUGCAGCAGAUGACAUCGUUCAAGGGUAUGGCACCGAUUCAGCUUAUUCAGGUUCCCAAACACCAAAUUGGAAUGAUAGGCUAUUUCUUUUUCUCCAUCCUAAGGAAAGACUCAGGCAUGAAUGCUGGCCACAGAAGCCAGAGAAAUUAAGGGAAAUGAUAGUGGAGUAUUCAAAAAAGAUAUCAACGGUGAAUAAGGUCAUCUGUAAGGCAAUGUCAAGGUCACUUGGCUUAGAAGAAAACUGCUUAGAGUUUGGAAAACACGGACCAGCAAUGGCAAGGCUCAACCUAUAUCCUCCUUGUCCAUACCCUGAACGUGUUCUUGGAGCAAAACCACAUGCAGAUCACACAGUAAUCACAUAUCUCUUCCCAGAGAAAGAGGUUGAAGGUCUCCAAAUCUUGAAAGAUGAUCAAUGGUACAAGGUCUCUGUCAUCCCAGACGCGCUGUUUAUCAACUUUGGAGAGUUAGGAGAGGCUAUGACUAAUGGGGUAUUUAAGAGUGCGGUGCACAGGGUGGGCACAAAUUCUGAAAAAGAUAGGAUAUCUGCGGUUAUGUUUUUCAAUCCGGAUGAUGAAGAGGUUGAACCCCUGAGCGAAUUGAUUAGUGCCCACAAGCCUCAACUCUACAGGAAGUUUAACAUGAAGGAGUAUAGGCCAAAAAUCUACGAGAGCUUUAGGCUAGGCUUGAGACCACUUCAUGGAUUCCAAGUUUAGUAUAUACUCUUCGUAAGAGUAAAACUCGUUGCAUUCUGUUCACGAGUGCUUGUACUCUAUGUUACUUGAAUCCGUGUACUCCAUGCUUAUGUGUUCCAUUGUUAAAGGUUCCUAUGUAUGAAA
Spinacia oleracea (spinach) is the source of this 1245-nucleotide messenger RNA. Its product is annotated as jasmonate-induced oxygenase 4. The record is from RefSeq and is a predicted model, not a curated record. Lineage: Eukaryota; Viridiplantae; Streptophyta; Magnoliopsida; Caryophyllales; Amaranthaceae. Bases 73 to 1122 code for a protein of 349 amino acids. The transcript has 4 exons.